AUGGGUUUUGAUCUGAACGCACAACCACCAGAUCAAGUAGAGGCCUUACCAGACCUGAAUGAGCCACCAGACAAAGAACCCUUACAAAUGCAUUGUGCCUUACCAGACUUGAAUGAGGAACCCAUGCAAAUUCAUGAGGCACAUUGUACUGACCUUGCUUCCUUGCAUGCUGAUGCGGGUGGGCAGGCCAUACUAGACCUCAAUGAGCCACCUACUGAUGAUGACUGCCAACCAGAUGGAGAUGUCACCUUUACUGUUCCUAAUGAACAAGAUUAUUUUGAUCUCAAUUUACAAGCUUCUGCCCAAUAUGAAGAAAUGCAAAAAAUCAAUGAUUCCUUCUUUGAGGCCAUGGAGGAGGACAUGCUCGUGUAUGGCGUUUACACGGACGAAGUCGACAUUGUCUUCAACCAAGAGGUCGUGGAUGGCUCAAGCAACGAAGAUGGACAUGAAACUGCAAAUGUUCGCACCAGGGCAAAAGAUCUUACUCCAACUCAAAGACAACAAAUAUAUGAAGCUUUGCUUGAGAGAAGUGUCAACGGUAAACUAAGGAGAAACAGUACAAAUAGGGUUGCUGAAUUGUUCAAUGUCCAUCGAUCGGCGAUGUGGUGGAUUUGUAAGUGUGCAAAGCAAUGUCGUGAUACUGGAAUAUCAGUUGAUAUCGGUUCUAGAAAGCCCAAGAAUUCUGGCCGGAAAAAGGUUCAAGUUGACCUAUCACAAAUUCCAACAAUUCCACUGCGCAGAAGAUCGACUAUAAGAUCUCUGGCUCAAGCUCUAGGUUCAAACAAAAGCACAUUACAUAGGCUGUUCAAACAAGGACUCUUACGACACUCACAAUAA
This is a messenger RNA of Miscanthus lutarioriparius, 837 nucleotides long. The record is from the annotation of a GenBank genome assembly. Lineage: Eukaryota; Viridiplantae; Streptophyta; Magnoliopsida; Poales; Poaceae.